AUGGCCCGCCGCUCGCAGAUUGUGUUGCUGGUCUCCUUUGCGAUCCUGCCCCUGGCCUAUUUCCUGGCUCGAAACCGCGUCUCGACGGGCUGUCGAUGCUUCCCCGGUGACCCCUGCUGGCCCUCGCCUGACCAGUGGGACAGGCUCAAUGCAUCGCUCUCUGGCAACCUGAUCUCGACCGAUCCCAUUGGCAGUGUCUGUCACACACACACCCCGUCCAGCAUCUCGAAAUGCACCGACCUCCGCGCCCACUGGUCGAUCCCAGCAACCCACUACGAGGACCCCUCGUCGCCGAUGGCAGCCUGGUGGGCCAAUUUUUCCUGCUCUCCAUUCCUCCCUGCAAGGAGUCAAUGCACAAUCGGACCACUGGCCCCCUACACUGUCAAUGCAACCUCCGCUGCAGACGUGCAGAAGGUCAUAGAGUUUACCAACAAGCACAACAUUCGCCUUUCGAUCCGCAACACCGGUCAUGACUACCUGGGGAAAUCGACUGCACCCGGCGCUGUCGCUCUCUGGACGCGUCAUCUUAAAUUCACUGAGUAUGAGCCGCAAUAUAGCUCCUCUUGGUACUCCGGUCCCGCCCUGCGGAUCGGCGCAGGCGUCCAGGGCUCGGAAGCUCAGGAUGCCGCGCACAGGGCAGGAAGCGGCCAUGUCAUUAUGGCCCCCCACUCCCCAGACGUUGGCAUUGCCGGCGGAUACACACAGGGUGGUGGUCAUGGCCCAUUGGCAUCGCGGUAUGGUCUGGCAGCUGACCAGGUUCUGGAGUGGGAGGUCGUCACUGCCGGAGGGGAGAUCCUUACUGCAUCUCCGGUGCAGAAUGCAGACCUGUACUGGGCGCUGUGUGGUGGUGGCGGGGGGGCCUAUGCUGUCGUCCUCAGCAUGACUGUGCGAAUGUAUCCAGAGGAGGAGACGGCCGCCGCGUCUCUCAUGUUCUCGUUUGAUGCUGCCGAUCCUCGUUCAUGGGAGACGAUCAGAACUUUCCUUGUCGAUACCCGCCCGCUGAUUGAUCGCGGCGGCAGUGCGCUCUGGGUUCUGUAUCCCGGCACGACCGUUGCAGAUCCGGUGAUGUUCAUCGCCGGCCCACUGACUUUGCCGGGGGGUCAGCAGGAAGACCUCGAAGGAUAUCUAGCCUCGACAUUGACAUUGCUAGAUCAGGACGGGAUUGCAUAUACCCUCGCAACCAACGCCUUCCCCAGCUACCAUGCAUCCACCGCAGCAACCGCCGUAAACGUCACUGAAUUCAACGUUGGCGGCCUGCUGGUCCCCCGCUCAACCCUCGAGUCAGACGUAGACGGCUUCCUCUCCGUGAUGCAGUCACUUCUGCAGCACAGCCCAGCGAUUUCCUGCUUCUCGAUCGAUGUCUCCCGGGCGGUCGUUGGCCCUGUAGCGGGCAACGCAGUCAAUCCGGCGUGGCGAAAUGCCGGCCUAUCCCUGGUCAUUGGCCUUCCCUUCAACUACACCAACCGCCAGGCCAACAUCGAUAGACAACAGCUUAUAACAAAUGUGCUGAUUCCGCAAGUUGCGGCUCUCACCCAGAGGGAUGGAGAACGAGUGGGUGCAUACCUGAACGAGGCGGACUGGAAUCAACCGGACUGGCAGGAAGUCUUCUACGGCGAUAACUAUGAGCGAUUGCUGCAGAUCAAGGGCAAGUAUGACCCGGGCCAGAUCUUUUACGGGCGGACGGCCGUCGGGAGUGAGCGAUGGGUGCAACGGGAGGAUGGAAGGCUGUGUCGGGCAUGA
Aspergillus versicolor CBS 583.65 is the source of this 1740-nucleotide messenger RNA. Its product is annotated as FAD-dependent oxidoreductase. The record is from RefSeq and is a predicted model, not a curated record. Gene Ontology annotation, molecular function: FAD binding; oxidoreductase activity. Lineage: Eukaryota; Fungi; Ascomycota; Eurotiomycetes; Eurotiales; Aspergillaceae. The transcript has 3 exons. Bases 1 to 1740 code for a protein of 579 amino acids.